AUGCUCGAUAUCAACUUGCUGUUAGAAGACCGUGGUGGUAACCCGGAGAUGGUCAAAGAAUCCCAGCGAAAGCGUGGUGCUUCCGUUGAACUCAUUGAUCAAAUCAUUGCCGAGUACAAGGAAUGGGUCAAAACUCAAUUCCAAAGCGACCAAAAGAACAAGGAAAUCAAUGCCAUCCAAAAGGAAAUUGGCAAGAAAUUCAAGGCCAAGGAAGAUGCCAGCGAAUUGGUCAAGCAGAAGGAACAACUUCAAAAGGACAAGGAGCAGUUGGUGGCUCAGGCAAAAGAAGAGGAAAAGCAAUGGAAGCAAAAGCUUUCCACUGUUGGAAACUUGGUGCAUUCUUCUGUUCCCGCCAGCAUGGAUGAGGCCAACAACGAGGUGAUCCGUACUUAUGACCACAACGAUGUGAAGCCUGUGAAGCGCACCGAUAUCUUGUCUCAUCAUGAAGUGCUUGCCCGUCUUGACGGUUAUGACCAAGACCGUGGUGCUAACGUGGCCGGUCACCGUGGUUAUUUCUUGACUGGUGUGGGUGUUGACUUGAACUUGGCAAUGAUCAACUAUGGUCUUAGUUUCCUCGGUCGUCGUGGCUAUAAAAAGCUGAUGACCCCUUUCUUCAUGAAGAAGGACAUGAUGGCCAAGACCGCUCAGUUGGAACAGUUUGACGAGGAACUGUACAAGGUCGUUGGUGAUGGUGAUGACAAGUAUCUUAUUGCUACUUCCGAACAACCCAUCUCUGCUUUCCAUGCCAACGAAUGGUUCGAGAAGCCUGCCGAACAAUUGCCUAUCAAAUAUGCUGGUUAUUCCACCUGUUUCCGUAAGGAAGCUGGUGCUCACGGCAAGGAUACCUGGGGUAUUUUCCGUGUUCAUCAAUUCGAAAAGGUUGAACAGUUUGUGUUGACAGAUCCUGAAAAGUCUUGGGAAAUGUUCAACGAUAUGAUUGGCCACUCUGAGGAUUUCUUCAAGAGCUUGGGUAUUUCUUACCGUGUUGUUGCCAUUGUUUCGGGUGCUUUAAAUAACGCUGCUGCCAAGAAGUACGACUUGGAAGCUUGGUUCCCCUUCCAAGGUGAAUUCAAGGAACUUGUUUCUUGCAGCAACUGUACCGAUUAUCAGUCGCGUCGUUUGGAAAUCCGUUGCGGUGUGAAGAAGAUGUCGGAUCGUGAGAAGAAGUACGUGCAUUGUCUCAACUCCACCUUGUGUGCCACGGAAAGAGCUCUCUGUGCUAUUCUCGAGAACUGGCAACGUGAAGAUGGUCUGGAGAUUCCUCCUCCUUUGGUCCCUUACAUGGAUGGUCGCACUUUCAUUCCAUACGUCAAGUCUACUCCUACUAGCAAAUAA
This is a messenger RNA of Radiomyces spectabilis, 1335 nucleotides long. RefSeq names its product seryl-tRNA synthetase. Gene Ontology annotation, molecular function: tRNA binding; ATP binding; serine-tRNA ligase activity. Gene Ontology annotation, biological process: seryl-tRNA aminoacylation. The record is from RefSeq and is a predicted model, not a curated record. Gene Ontology annotation, cellular component: cytosol. Lineage: Eukaryota; Fungi; Mucoromycota; Mucoromycetes; Mucorales; Radiomycetaceae. The transcript has 5 exons. The coding region runs from base 1 to 1335 and encodes 444 amino acids.